This is a messenger RNA of Oryzias latipes (Japanese medaka), 2127 nucleotides long. RefSeq names its product heterogeneous nuclear ribonucleoprotein H3 (2H9) (gene hnrnph3). The record is from RefSeq and is a predicted model, not a curated record. Lineage: Eukaryota; Metazoa; Chordata; Actinopteri; Beloniformes; Adrianichthyidae. Gene Ontology annotation, molecular function: RNA binding.
AAAAUCGAAAUCUCGCGAUAACAUACCUAAGCGCGUCUGCUGUCACUGUCACUUGAGGCUUGGGAGAGGAGUAGGAGAGCGCCGGGGAUAAGAACCGCAUUGAGGAUGUCUUUGAGUGAAGAGGGGUAUGUGGUCCGGAUCAGAGGACUGCCUUGGUCCUGCACACAAGAGGAGGUGGCCAGUUUCUUCUCUGACUGUGACAUCAUGGGGAAAAUAAAUGGAGUGUGUUUCACCUACUCUAAAGAAGGCCGACCCAGCGGCGAGGCAUUUCUUGAGUUGAAAACAGCAGAGGACUUCAAGAAUGCUCUCGCCAAGGACCGUAAAUAUAUGGGACAUAGAUACAUAGAAGUUUUCAAGUCCAACCGCAGUGAGAUGGACUGGGUACUGAAACGAAAUGGUCCUGCUGACUAUGACAGCUGCAGCGGCUGCAUGCUGAGGUUAAGAGGACUGCCCUUUGGCUGCAGCAAGGAGGAAAUUGUCCAGUUUUUCUCAGGGUUGAGAAUCGUGCCAAAUGGGAUAACUCUUCCAGUGGACUACCAGGGGCGGAGCACAGGGGAAGCCUUCGUGCAGUUUGCCUCAAAGGAGAUAGCAGAAAAGGCUCUGGGGAAACACAAGGAAAGAAUAGGGCACAGGUACAUAGAGAUUUUUAAAAGCAGUCGUAAUGAGAUCCGAGCCUACUACGAUGUUCCCCGGCGGGGACUGGGGGGCCAGAGACCCGGUCCCUAUGACAGACCAAUGAUGUCGGGGCCCAGAGGAGGAUACUAUGGGCCAGGAUCUGCCCGCAGUGGAGUUCUGAUGGACAAUAUAAGGACUGGAGGAGGUUAUGGAGGAGGUUACAGUAACUUUGACAACUACAAUGGUUUCAACAACUACUGCUUUGGGAAUGGGAUGUAUGAUGAGCGAGUUAGAGGAGAGAGGACAGGAAGAGGAAUGGGUAGCCAUGGUUAUGGGGGCCAGGUUGAAGGGGGCUCAGGUUAUCACAACGGUCAUUUUGUCCAUAUGAGAGGAUUGCCUUUCCGGGCUUCAGAAGGAGACGUGGCCAAGUUUUUCUCCCCUUUAAUUCCACUGCGGGUUCACAUUGACGUGGCUCCUAACGGCAAGUCGACCGGAGAGGCAGACGUCGAGUUCCGCUCUCAUGAAGAUGCAGUGGCAGCCAUGUCCAAAGACAAAAACCACAUGCAGCAUCGCUAUAUUGAACUGUUCCUAAACUCUACAGCCAGUGGAGCUCAAACUAGUCGCAGUGAACGUUACUACGGUAGCACAGGAGGCUCACGCAGCAGUGGACUGCGAGGUGCAUACUGAAGACCUCAUCCCUCAUCCGAUCCAUUCUGGUGUUUGUUAGCACCUUUUGAGGCUACAUUUACUCAGUUAAUUCCAAACAGGAAAACUAAAGGAAAGCUAUUAUUUGUUUUUGUUUUUCAAUUGCUGGUUUUCUUUCAAACCUCACCCACCACAGGCUUAUCAGAUGUAUCAGCAGCAGCUCCAUUUCCACACUACACCUGAAAGACUAGACAAACAAAUUUGCCUCAUUCAUUUAGAAGCUUGGAGCCAAGUAAUUGAAUAGUCUUUUCUUAUCAUUUAAGACAUUGUACAACCAUUUUUCUCAAGUCAAAAUUCAGAUUUUUUUUAAACAAGCUAUUAAGAAAAACAGUUUUUUUUCUUUAAGUAACAUGGAUUUGUGAAAUGCUCAACUUAACAGAAGGCAUUGCUUGCAUGCACAACAAAAACAUUUAUUGUAUGGUGCUGUAAAACCAGAACGGAGUGUAGUAAACUGGAAUCUGGUUGUUUAAUAGCUGAGGAAGACAUGGGGAGAUGAAGAAUUACAAGUUUUUUCUCCUUACAGGACUUUACUUUUAUUGGUAUGAUGUAGUUUUAAGGUUUACCGAACAUAAAGAUUUGAAUUGAAUUUCAGAUCAGCUUUCCUUGUUUGAAAGGUUUUAUAAAUGUGAGCCUGUGUGGUGUGUAUGUUGGGGUUUUUUAUCAAUGUUUUCACUCUUCAUUACAGAUUUUAAGUUUAUUUCAAAAGAAAGUUCCACGUUUAAUGAGUGGAAGUUAAAUUUCUAUAUUUGAGCUGUAAGAUUGUUUAUGCAGCUGUUGUACAUUUUGCCUAAUAAAUUUUAUAUUCAA